AUGUCCAGUAUCAGCUAUCUUCUAAAUCCUAUUCUCCACAAUAAACCCGAAGAAAGCCGGAGAAAUGUGCGAUCAAAACCUGGCUUUCAACCGAGAACCAUAUUGGUCACUGGAGUGGGGAUGACGAAAGGAUUGGUCUUAGCACGGUCAUUCUACGAAGCAGGACAUAAGGUCCUUGGAGCCGAUUUCGAAGCCAACGGUGCACCAGUCUGUGGAAGAGUGUCCAGAGCCUUGACGAGUUUCCAUCCUUUGAGAAAACCAGAUGUAGUCAGCGGUUCUGCACCAUAUCUGCAAAGUCUUCUUGAUAUCAUCAUCACUGAGGAAGUUGAUAUUUGGGUCAGUUGUUCUGGUGUUGCUUCUGCCGUUGAUGAUGGGAUGGCGAAAGAAAUCAUCGAAGCCAGAACAGACUGUAAGGCGAUUCAGUACGAUGUCAAGACAACGGAAAUGCUUCAUGAGAAACAUAGUUUCAUUGAGCAUACCAAGUCUCUCGGUCUGACCGUGCCCGAGACUUUUGAGAUUACCAAAAGGAAUACUGUCGAGGAACUCCUCCGGAAUACACCUCAUGGCCGAAAAUUCAUCAUGAAAACAAUUGGAAUGGACGACUCUGUGCGUGCGGACAUGACACUCCUGCCAAAAGCAACACAGGAGGAAACGUCGAGGCAUAUCGCGAGGCUGAAAAUCUCGGAGAAGACGCCUUGGAUCCUGCAACAAUUUAUCAAAGGCAAAGAAUACUGCACUCACUCGCUUGUGGUCAAUGGCCACGUCAAGGCAUUUGUUGCAUGCCCUUCCGCAGAACUACUCAUGCAUUACGAAGCCCUUCCGGCCGAUUCAUCACUCAGUCGAGCAAUGCUCGCGUUUACGAAGACUUAUGCCGAAGGAGGCGGCCAAGGAUUUACAGGCCAUCUUUCAUUCGACUUCAUGGUGGAAGACCCUCUGAGCAAUGACGCCAGUGGCAUUGUCCUAUAUCCCAUCGAGUGUAACCCGAGGGCUCAUACUGCAGUCGCAUUAUUUAAUGGCAUGCAGUCAAUGAUUGAUGGUUACCUCUCAGUGCUUCCCGAUCAUUCAGCAUCUGAGAACCGACUGAUGAUACCGCAAAGAAAGGACAAAUACUACUGGGUCGGACAUGAUCUGGUCACCAAGGUCAUUCUGCCAACGGCACAGUUCCUUACCUUGAACACUUCACUAUCAAUACUCCUUUCAAACUACAAGAUCUUUUUGCUGCACUUCUUCAUCUGGAAAGACGGAACAUAUGAGAUCUGGGACCCACUACCUUGGUGGUGGCUCUACCAUGUUUACUGGCCGAUGCAAUUUCUAUCAUGCAUUCGUACGGGCAGGAAAUGGAGUCGUCUCAAUGUCAGCACCACCAAGAUGUUUGAAUGCUAA
Exophiala bonariae is the source of this 1383-nucleotide messenger RNA. RefSeq lists its product as uncharacterized. The transcript is spliced from 2 exons. Bases 1 to 1383 code for a protein of 460 amino acids. Gene Ontology annotation, molecular function: ATP binding; metal ion binding. The record is from RefSeq and is a predicted model, not a curated record. Lineage: Eukaryota; Fungi; Ascomycota; Eurotiomycetes; Chaetothyriales; Herpotrichiellaceae.